AUGGCACAAACAGCCAUCUUUAAAUUAGUUCAAACGGAGGCGUUUGAAAAUGAAAUAAGUGAAUUAAAGGCUCAGAGGCCAGUUCCGAGUUCGAGCCCUCUGAAAAGGCUAUGUCCUAUAUUGAAGGAUAAUGUAAUGCGAGUCGGCGGACGACUAGCAAUGUCCGACCUACACGUAGAUGCUAAGCAUCAAAUUAUCUUGCCGAGUAGCCAUCACGUGACAAGAAUCCUGAUACAAAACUGUCAUGAACAGAAUGCGCACAUGGGCCCAGUACAUAUUCUGGCCAUGUUGCGACAAAAGUAUUGGAUAAUCCACGGUCUGCAAACAGUUAAGUCUGUUAUCGGUAAGUGCAUAACGUGCAAACGACAGUUACAACGACCGGAAUUGCAACAGAUGUGCGAUCUUCCAGAAGAAAGGCUCACACCCGAUAAGGCACCGUUUACGUAUGUCGGUGUCGAUUAUUUUGGCCCGAUGACUGUGAAGUCUGGAAGACGACAUCUGAAAAGAUACGGCUGUAUAUUUACGUGCUUGACCACCAGAGCAGUGCACAUUGAAAUUGCUCAUAGCUUAGAUACGGACUCUUUCAUCUGUGCACUGCAAAGGUUUUUAAGUCGUAGAGGCCGUCCCGAAAAAAUAUUCAGUGACAAUGGGAAAAAUUUUGUAUCAGGAGAUAGAGUUUUGCGUGAUAGCAUUCGGCAAUUUAAUCAAAGUCGACUCGCAAAAUUAUGUCAACAGCAAGAAAUGAAAUGGCAUUUUAAUCCUCCAUAUGCAAGUCAUAUGGGCGGUAUUUGGGAACGGUUAGUACGGUCCACAAAAAGGGCUAUAAAAUCAGUCAUUGGAGAACAACUUCUCAACGAUGAGGCUCUGUUAACUUUAGUUACAGAGAUAGAAAAGAUUCUCAAUGAUAGACCGAUUACCCAGGUAAGUAGUGAUCAAAGGGAUCCAGAACCUUAUCCCCAAAUAAACUUUUGA
Molecule: messenger RNA, 972 nt
Organism: Ruditapes philippinarum (Manila clam)
Lineage: Eukaryota; Metazoa; Mollusca; Bivalvia; Venerida; Veneridae
Exons: 1
Coding region: 1-972 (323 amino acids)
Biological process (GO): DNA integration
Molecular function (GO): nucleic acid binding
Source: RefSeq, a predicted model, not a curated record